Erythranthe guttata (spotted monkey flower) is the source of this 1715-nucleotide messenger RNA. Lineage: Eukaryota; Viridiplantae; Streptophyta; Magnoliopsida; Lamiales; Phrymaceae. The record is from RefSeq and is a predicted model, not a curated record.
UAUAUAUAUAUAUACACAGAAAAAUUGUACAGAUUGAAAGAAUAUUGUUUCUUAGUGAGUGUAGAUGUGAUGGUGGAGAAUUGCGAUAAUAAAAUUGGGAAAAAAUUACCAAAGGGGGAAAAAAGAGGGAAGAUAAAAUGGGGAGUGAUGGGUGCAUUUGUUGUGUUAAUGGCCGCCAUAGCUGUAACUUCCAACCACGCUCAGAAUCAUAAGUCUUGUCUCUGUUCGCAGGAUGCUCGAAAAUAUACGGGUAUAGUUGAGGACUGCUGUUGUGAUUAUGAAACAGUCGACAGUGUUAAUGGUGCAGUACUCCACCCUUUACUUCAAGAACUCGUUAAAACUCCAUUUUUCCGAUAUUAUAAGGUAAAGUUGUGGUGUGACUGCCCUUUUUGGCCCGACGACGGAAUGUGCAAAUUACGUGAUUGUAGUGUAUGUGAAUGUCCAGACAAUGAAUUUCCGGAACUAUUUAAGAAACCGAUUAAGAAUAGCCUUUCGUCCGAUGAUUUAAAAUGUCAAGAGGGAAAGCCACAGGGUACAGUUGACCGAACUCUCGAUUCAAAGGCGUUUAGGGGGUGGAUUGAAGUCGAUAAUCCGUGGACAGAAGACGACGAAACUGAUAACAGUGAGAUGACGUAUGUUAAUUUGCAAUUGAAUCCCGAACGGUACACUGGCUAUACCGGGCCUUCGGCUAGAAGGAUUUGGGAUGCUAUUUAUUCCGAAAAUUGCCCAAAAUAUACAUCAGGACAAGUAUGUAAAGAGAAAAGAGUGUUGUACAAGUUAAUAUCGGGCCUUCACUCCUCGAUUUCAAUUCACAUUGCCUCUGAUUACCUUCUCGACGAAGCUAAUAAUCUGUGGGGUAGAAAUCUGGAGUUGAUGCAUGAUCGAGUAUUGAGGUAUCCCGAUCGAGUGAAAAAUUUGUACUUCACUUUCAUGUUUGUUCUCCGAGCUGUCACAAAAGCUGCAAAUUACUUGGAGCAAGCUGAAUACGAUUCUGGUAACCACGUGGAGGAUCUGAAAGCCCAGUCUUUAAUGAAGCAGCUUCUUUAUAACCCUAAACUGCAAGCUGCAUGCCCACUUCCGUUCGACGAAGCUAAAUUAUGGCAAGGUCGUGGGCCCGAGUUGAAGCUGGAGAUUCAAAAGAAUUUCAAAAAUAUCAGACUUAGUCAAAUCUCCUUUGUAAUUUUAUUUUUGAACUCGCAGCUGCAACUGCAAAGAAAUGAAGUGAUUGCUUUGCUGAAUCUACUUCAUCGGCUCUCGGAAUCAGUCAAACUCGUCAAUGAAAUCGUCCCGUCUGCUGAACUCACUUCAAAACCUCGAUUGCACGGAUUUUUUAGUUUAUGGCAAAGAGCACAUGAAGCAGUUAGAACCUUUCGGUUAACGCUUCCGCUAUAGCUGGCAAUCUCGGCUCACGAACCCUAAUUGUAUAAAUUUUUGAACGUGGGGAUCGAGAAUUGUUAUACCUACUGAUUAAUUUCUGGAGAGAGAAUCGUAUACAGUUGUAUAGGAAUAUGAAUUAGUCGGCGAAAAGUACUCGGAAUUUCUUUUUUUUUUUUUGGACAGAGAUGUAACAUUAUUUUUAAAACUAGUUUAACUUAUGUUUUUUUCUUCGUCUGCGAUUCGAAUUUUUUUGCUUCGUAUGUAGUAUCUGUUGCCUUGUGUAAUGAACAGAUGUAGCAUUGUUUUUUAGACUAGUUUAACUUGUGUUUUUUUCUUUG